AUGGGGUACUUGUUGAAAGAAGCUCUGAAGACUCUCUGUGGGGUUAAUCAGUGGUCUUAUGCUGUUUUCUGGAAGAUUGGCUGCCAAAACCCCAAGCUUUUAAUAUGGGAAGAUUUUUACUACGAAACUGCAUCAUGUUCACGGCUAGCUGGAAAUCUAAAUCCAGAGAACACGUUUCGUGACUUCGGUACUUCUUGGGUUUCAACCGAAUCUUGCGGUUUACAGUCGAGCGUUCAGGCAGCGGACAAGGUUCAUUUUCUUGUAAACAAGAUGAUGAUGGACAAUCAAGUUAAUAUUGUCGGAGAAGGGUUAGUUGGAAGAGUUGCAUUUACUGGAAACCAUCAGUGGGUCCUAGCUGAGAACUGCUUUAGAGAAGCUCAGCCACCAGAGGUUCAAAAGGAGGUGUGCCUACAAUUUGCAGCUGGUAUGCAGACGGUUGCUGUCAUUCCCGUUCUGCCCCAUGGUGUUGUUCAAUUUGGUUCAUCCUUGACCAUAAUGGAGAAUAUGGGGUUCGUAAAUGACGUGACAUCACUACUACUUCAACUCGGAUAUCUUAACGAACUACCUAAAGAACACACUCCGCAUUCGGUCAGCCCACCUUGCUCGUUCGACAAUUUCAACUAUGUUUCAAACUCGGCCGAACCUUCUAUGAUUGACUGCCAAACAAAUUUGGUGGCAAAGGCUGAAGUUUUUCCCUCCAACUCAGAAAUGUGGUCAUCUCUAAGCUUACCUUCAAAUAUGGACAGUAGCAAUAUAAGAUGCACAGAACCAAAAAUGUUGUUCAAUACCCCAAGCUCGUCCUCUUCUCUUUUGAUGCCCUCACAUAGAACGAAUCUCAGCUCGAUGUAUUAUUCUGAUGAAGGAAACAAUAAUUCAAAGAACCUGUCUUCUAGUGAGCUAAAAAAUGUCAUCUUUUCCAAAUCAGAUACGAAUCAUACGGACGAGAAGCUUAGGAAAAAUGAGUCGAGCGUGGUUAAGAGAGAGUUAGAACAGAAUGCAAUUCAGGCUUUUAAUAUUGGCAGUUUUGUGGACGGCAAUGAGAAACAGAAUUCCGGAGAUGAUUUGUUCGACGUUUUGGGAGCUGACUUCAAGAAUAAAUUAUUCAAUAGUUCCUGUAAUAAUAAUGAGUUUAGUAAUAAUUUUCCAUCCAUUACUAAUAGCCGAGGAAAUUCAGAAAGUGGGAUUUUUUCCUCGACUAGUUCUACUGACCAUCUUCUAGAGGCUGUGGUUUCUAAAAUUCCCCAUCCAACCAAACGUGGUCUUGAUGACAGUGUUUCUUGCGCGACCACUUUCACGAACAUUAGUAGCUCAUCCGAACCGAAUUCUUGUUCGUUACCUUAUGGCCGGUUCGGGAUUUCGGAUCGCAUGAAGGGGGAGCUGUUUGGGGUGCCGAAAUUCAUGGCCAAAGCGGGGUCAAUGAGUUGUGGCUCGUUGGGAAUGGGGCCCACAAAGGAAGAGUCAGGGGCUUACUCUCAAGGGAGCUCGAUUUUUGGGUCGCAAAUAAGUUCGUGGAUUGCGAGGGAUCAGAAGGGGAAGCAGGCUACGAGCUUGUCCACUGGAUAUUCGAAGAAAACGGACGAGGGGAGUGGUAAAACGGGUCGAAAGAGGCUUAAACCCGGAGAAAAUCCCAGGCCAAGGCCAAAAGACCGGCAGAUGAUCCAAGAUCGUGUUAAGGAACUAAGGGAGAUUGUGCCCAAUGGGGCAAAGUGUAGCAUUGAUUCUCUACUCGAGCGUACUAUCAAACAUAUGCUUUUCUUGCAAAGCGUGACGAAGCAUGCGGACAAGCUGAAACAAACUGGAGAGUCUAAGAUUAUCAGCAAAGAUGGUGGUUUGCUCUUGAAAGAGAAUUUUGAAGGUGGAGCUACGUGGGCCUACGAAGUAGGCUCACAGUCAAUGGUCUGUCCAAUCAUAGUCGAGGACCUAAAUCAGCCACGUCAAAUGCUCGUUGAGAUGCUCUGUGAAGAAAGGGGUUUGUUUUUAGAAAUCGCAGACAUAAUUAGAGGACUGGGGUUAACCAUAUUGAAGGGAGUCAUGGAGACUCGAAAAGACAAGAUUUGGGGGCGCUUUGCUGUUGAGGCCAAUCGGGACGUCACAAGAAUGGAAAUAUUCAUCUCGCUAGUUCGCCUCUUGGACCAAACUGCAAAAAACGAUUCAGAAAAGACCCGAAAAAUGCCUCAACAAUUUCACCAAGUCGCUCCAAUUCCCGUUACAACCCACAAUUUUCAAUGA
Molecule: messenger RNA, 2229 nt
Organism: Striga hermonthica
Lineage: Eukaryota; Viridiplantae; Streptophyta; Magnoliopsida; Lamiales; Orobanchaceae
Source: the annotation of a GenBank genome assembly